Messenger RNA from Vicia faba (fava bean), 1008 nucleotides. The record is from the annotation of a GenBank genome assembly. Lineage: Eukaryota; Viridiplantae; Streptophyta; Magnoliopsida; Fabales; Fabaceae.
AUGAACCCUAAUUAUAGCCAUCUUGAUCCUAUUGCUGUAGUAGCCCUAGUAGUGAUCGCAAUCCUUGCAGUCUUUAGCACCAAAGCUUCUUCUAUGUUUAACAAAAUCGCAACAAUCGUGCACUUAUUCGUCAUUGCAUUCAUCAUUAUCGUUGGCCUAAUCAAUGCCAACCCGGAAAACUACGCUUCAUUUGCUCCAUUUGGUACGCGAGGUGUUUUCAAAGCUUCAGCUGUUCUUUUCUUUGCUUACAUAGGCUUUGAUGCAGUAUCAACUAUGGCUGAGGAAACUAAGAACCCUGGAAGAGACAUUCCUAUUGGUCUUGUUGGCUCAAUGGUGAUUAUCACUAUUAUAUAUUGCUUACUUGCAUCAACACUUUGUCUUAUGCAGAACUACAAAACUAUCGAUAUCAACGCGCCUUUUUCGGUUGCAUUUAGUUCUAUUGGAUGGGGAUGGGCUAAGUACAUUGUUGCAUUCGGAGCCUUGAAGGGAAUGACAACUGUGUUAUUGGUUAAUGUCGUAGCUGCAAUGGUUAUAGCUACUUCUGUUGUUGCAUUUUUCACAAAUCUUCGUAUUCUUUCAAACCUAUUAUCGAUUUCAACUCUUUCUAUUUUCGUUCUUGUGGCGAUUGGGAUUCUAGUGCGUCGUUAUUAUUCAAGUGGAGUAACUACAAAAGAGAACCAAGUUAAGCUUAUUGUGUUUGUUGUUUUGAUUAUUGGAUCUUCAUGUGGCAUGUCUGUUUAUAGAGCAAUGAGUGAUGGUUGGAUUGGAUGGGCUAUUACAGCACCAUUUUGGUUUAUAGGAACCGGAGGUAUUUUCUUUAUGGUUCCAAAAGCAAAGAAACCUAAAGUUUGGGGAGUACCUUUAGUUCCAUGGUUACCUUCUUUGUCUAUUGCUAUUAAUAUAUUCCUUCUUGGAUCUAUAGAUAAAGAUUCAUACAUAAGGUUUGGGAUAUGGACAGGGAUUUUGUUGAUUUUACUAUUUUCUUAUUGGACUACAUGCUUCUUAUGA